Molecule: messenger RNA, 3239 nt
Organism: Neofelis nebulosa (Clouded leopard)
Lineage: Eukaryota; Metazoa; Chordata; Mammalia; Carnivora; Felidae
Gene: SLC16A3
Product: solute carrier family 16 member 3
Exons: 8
Coding region: 1052-2434 (460 amino acids)
Biological process (GO): transmembrane transport; monocarboxylic acid transport
Cellular component (GO): membrane
Molecular function (GO): monocarboxylic acid transmembrane transporter activity
Source: RefSeq, a predicted model, not a curated record
AAGAUGGCCAUGUGAUGGGCAGGCUGGGCAGGGUUCAGGACCAGAGGGGGUUGCUUUGAGCCUGCUCCAGCCACCACUCUGAGCCUUCCAGACCAGGGGGCUCUGACAGGGUGAGCCCAAAACCAUACACAGGACCACAGCCCACAGCCCACAGCCCCCUCCUUGUCACAUGAGGCAUGAUGUUGGGAGAGGGGCUGGCCCCAGAGCAGGGUGUUUUCACACCACUGGCCUCUGCAAGAAGUAAGAGCUUUGGGAGCACCCUGGGGGACUCUGUGAUCAGUGGAUGUGGUGUGGAGGGCCCAGGCUGGCUUAGCACGCUUGGGUCAUGCCUGGGGCAGACCUUCACCCAGUGCUCAGGGCCCAUCUCCCCAGAAAAAGCCCCAGACACCUCCCCCCAGUCAACAGCUCUGCCCACAGGUGGGGGCAGGGCGGAGGUGGGCAUCUGGGGUCUUGUGUCAGCCCUGGGAAGCGGACAAGCACCCAGACCAGUGUUGCUUCCUGAGCGCUGGGUGGAUGGAGGCAUCCGGAUAUAUGUUACCUAUUUGCACAACAGGGACAGCGGGGAAAGGAAGCUAGGGAGCCUGGGAGGCUCUCCCUCCUCCUGAAGGCGCGAGUCCCAGGCGUCCUGGUGCAGGAAGAGCCCAGGACGGAAUGCAAUUGCUCCUCUCCUGCCCCGCCCGCCUGGAGCUGGUCUUUGAGGACUGGAAGUCUGGCUAGUUAACUAGCCAGUCUCCCCAGAAGGCGAACCUACAGGCUCUAGAGUUGGAGGCCACCACAGUGAACCUCAGGGACACGGCCUGCCCUGGAAGCGCACGGGCCAGAGACCCAGGAUCCAAGGUGGCCAGCGUCUGUCUCCUGAGGACCAAGGGAACCUCCAGGGAGGGCCCAGCCCUGGCCGGCAGCAGCUCAGCAAAAAACAGGCCAUCUAAGAGCUAGUCUCUGGCCGCUGGCAGGAGAGGAGAGGGGGCUGCGGUCCGGGCAGCACCUGCACCGAGGAGACGGUCUCCUGGGACCAGCCUCUGUCUGGGACGCACAACCUGUCCUCCUGGCCAUGGGCGGCGCCGUGGUUGACGAGGGUCCCACCGGCAUCAAGGCCCCUGAUGGGGGCUGGGGCUGGGCCGUCCUCUUCGGCUGCUUCGUCAUCACGGGCUUCUCCUACGCCUUCCCCAAGGCGGUCAGCGUCUUCUUCAAGGAGCUCAUGCGUGAGUUUGGGAUCGGCUACAGUGACACGGCCUGGAUCUCCUCCAUCCUGCUGGCCAUGCUGUACGGGACAGGCCCACUCUGCAGCGUGUGUGUGAACCGCUUUGGCUGCCGGCCCGUCAUGCUCGCGGGUGGCCUCCUGGCAUCCCUGGGCAUGGUGGCUGCGUCCUUCUGUGGAAGCAUCAUCCAGCUCUACCUCACCACCGGGGUCAUCACCGGCUUGGGCUUGGCACUCAACUUCCAGCCCUCCCUCAUCAUGCUCAACCGCUAUUUCAACAAGAGGCGCCCCAUGGCCAAUGGGCUGGCGGCCGCGGGCAGCCCCGUGUUCCUGUGCGCCCUGUCCCCGCUGGGGCAGCUGCUGCAGGACCACUAUGGCUGGCGGGGCGGCUUCCUCAUCCUGGGGGGCCUCCUGCUCAACUGCUGCGUGUGCGCCGCGCUCAUGAGGCCCCUGGAGGCAUCCCGGCCAGGUUCGGGGCCCGGGCCCCAGCGGCCAGCCAGGCGGCUGCUGGACCUGAGCGUCUUCCGGGACCGUGGCUUUGUCAUCUACGCCGUGGCCGCCUCCAUCAUGGUGCUGGGGCUCUUUGUGCCCCCCGUGUUCGUGGUGAGCUAUGCCAAGGACCUGGGUGUGCCCGACACCCAGGCUGCCUUCCUGCUCACCGUCCUGGGCUUCAUCGACAUCUUCGCCCGGCCCGCCGCGGGCUUCAUCACGGGGCUUAAGAAGGUGCGACCGUACUCCGUCUACCUCUUCAGCUUCUCUAUGUUCUUCAACGGCUUCACGGACCUCACGGGGUCCACGGCCAGCGACUACGGUGGCCUGGUGGUCUUCUGCAUCUUCUUCGGCAUCUCCUACGGCAUGGUGGGGGCCCUGCAGUUCGAGGUGCUCAUGGCGAUUGUGGGCACCCAGAAGUUCUCCAGUGCCAUUGGCCUCGUGCUGCUGCUGGAGGCCAUUGCCGUGCUCAUUGGGCCCCCGUCGGGCGGCAAGCUCCUGGACGCGACGCACGUCUACCAGUACGUGUUUCUCCUGGCAGGGGCCGAGGUGCUGACCUCCUCCCUCGUGCUGGUGCUGGGCAACUUCUUCUGCAUUAAGAAGAGGCCCGAGGCGGCUGCGGAGGAGGGGGAGCGCCACAAGCCCCCCGCGGACGUGAGGGUGGACUCUCGGGAGGUGGAACACUUCCUGAAAGCAGAGCCUGAGAAAAACGGGGAGGUGGUUCACACCCCAGAAACGAGCGUCUGAGACGAGGAGGCCAGCAGGGGUGAGGGAACCGGACAGAGACUUCAAGGCUCGUGUUUAUUUCACAAACAGGACCGGCUUGGGUGGGGCCGUCCGUGUGUCUCGGGGGGCUGGUGAGGUGGGGACCGUGUCAUUCCAAAGCAGGUCUGUGGUAGAGCCAAGCCUCGAGGUUACAAGCCGUCUGCACCAGGACACAGCCUGCUGACCCCAGAGCAGCCUGGUGCCCACCGCUGUGCUCAGGGACCUAGAAACCCAUGCUUCAGAGACAACAUGACCGGGGUCAGGGGCGGAGCGGCACCGUCUCGGGAGAGACACCCCCCCCCCCCCCCGCACCAUGUGGCUGGCUGCACCCCGUCCCGCCCCACCUCCACCACGGCGCUCUAGCCCGCCCCUCGCCGAGUGUUGGGGGACAAACCUCCCUUGCUCCGCUUCUGAAGGUCUGAAAUAAACCCGCGUAUGGGAGGAGCCACCUUGGAAGGAAUGUCUUCAAAGAGCCGGGGUCUCAUUCUACGAGGGGCAGGGGUCUGACCGUUGGCUCCGAACUCACUUUUUCAACAGACAACCUGGUCGUUUUUACAAAGUGGCUCUGGCCUUUGUCAGCUGGGUCGGCUUUCUAAGCGCUGCUGGCUCUGGACCCUGUGUCGCUGGAGCCCAGAUGGCUCAGAGCAUCCACCUAGGGGCCCCGUGGCUGGAAUGGGUCUGGCCGCACCCAGGAGCCCCUUUGAGGCGUGGGCACUUCAGCUGAGACAUACGUGUGAUUCGUGUUCACUAUGUGUGUGUUUAAAGAAAAUGAUCUUCCUGCCUUCCA